Molecule: messenger RNA, 610 nt
Organism: Phodopus roborovskii (desert hamster)
Lineage: Eukaryota; Metazoa; Chordata; Mammalia; Rodentia; Cricetidae
Gene: S100a14
Product: S100 calcium binding protein A14
Exons: 4
Coding region: 200-514 (104 amino acids)
Biological process (GO): response to lipopolysaccharide; positive regulation of granulocyte chemotaxis; positive regulation of monocyte chemotaxis
Cellular component (GO): perinuclear region of cytoplasm
Molecular function (GO): chemokine receptor binding
Source: RefSeq, a predicted model, not a curated record
AGCUGGGGUGGCUGAGGGAUAAGGCCCUGGCCCUGCCCCUGGCUUCUCCUCCCUUCCCCCAGGUAUAAGAGCUGAGCCAGCGCAGGUGAGCUGGCUCCUCCAUCCCGUCUCUGCAGCUGCCAGCAGGCAGAUCAUGAGCCAUCAGCUCCUGUGGGGCAGGCUAUAGGACAGACGACAAAACUAACUCACAGAAGGCACCAUGGGACAGUGUCGGUCAGCCAAUGCCGAGGAUGCUCAAGAAUUCAGUGAUGUAGAGAGGGCCAUUGAGACCCUCAUCAAGAACUUCCAUCAGUACUCUGUGGAGGGUGGAAAGGAAACACUGACCCCUGCUGAACUACGAGAUCUGGUUACCCAGCAGCUGCCACACCUCAUGCCGAGCAACUGUGGGCUAGAAGAGAAAAUUGCCAGCCUGGGCAACUGUAAUGACUCGAAGCUGGAGUUUGGAAGCUUCUGGGAGCUGAUUGGAGAAGCAGCCAGGAGUGUGAAGAUGGAGAGUCCUGUCGCUCGGAGCUGAGGACCUCUUCUUGGAACUUGUUGUGGGUGUUGGGGGCAGGGGAUUUUAGAGGCCCUGGGCCUGGAAAUAAAACUUCUCUCUACCCCUACCACCCCA